This is a messenger RNA of Python bivittatus (Burmese python), 478 nucleotides long. The record is from RefSeq and is a predicted model, not a curated record. NCBI's taxonomy places the organism in Eukaryota, Metazoa, Chordata, Lepidosauria, Squamata, Pythonidae.
AUGGAGCAGAUGGACUGUAAACCUUACCAGCCCCUAUCCAAAGUUAAGCAUGAAAUGGAUCUAGCUUACACGAGUUCUUCAGACGAGAGUGAAGAUGGGAGAAAGGCAAGACAGUCGUACGAGUCUAGAGAAACCCUGAAUGAAUUCGGACAAGAACUCAGACUCAGUUACAACAGCCAUAGCAGGAAAGGAAAAGCAGUUGAUGAACCCACUCAAGAGCUGGAGUUCUGUGACUCUCCCCAUCUGUUGUGUGCUGGCUACCAGGGGGACCUGCAUGCCGUUUCUCAGCAUGGCUAUCCAAUCGAGAUGGGCUCCGAUAUGGAUACCGAGACAGAAGGAGGUGCCUCGCCAGAUCAGGCUUUGAGAAUGUGGAUGUCAGGCAUGAAAUCCGAACACAGCUCCUGUUUAUCAAGCCGUGCAAACUCAGCCUUGUCCCUCACUGAUACCGACCACGAAAGGAAGUCUGAUGGAGAGAAUG